CAAAUGUGGUGAAAUUGUUGGAAAGAAGGUGGGGAUAUAAACAAGUGUUAUCUUUCAAUAGGCAAAUAAAUCUGUUAAUAAAACGCAUCGUCAUUUAAGUAACAAACGUUCCUAUUUAACCUAUCUAGUAACCAUUUAGUUUCAUAUCAUUCCCAGCCCAAAAUUUGAAUCAACACUAUUAUUAACAAACUCCACACCGAAUACUUACCUAUUUCCCUUUGGCUUCUAUUAUACAAACAAAAUGCCCUGCAGAGUCGGUGAUAUGGAUUCUAUAUCCGCUCGUUUUCAGCCUAGUGUUAGGAUAGGAAAUUGGGUGGAAGAAAAUUGCCUAGAGGAGGAUAAAAUAGUGAACUUCAAGAAGCAACGCGAUCGAGGCGAACUUCUGGUGGAAAAAGCUCGUACUUUGUAUGAUAAUUUCCACAAGGAGGUCGUCUUGGCUGCACCCAAGCAGACCAUUAUUUUCGGGGCCAUUGUGCAACUCAUGCCCAUCUAUAUGAACAUCAGUGAUAUGGACACCUCCGAUCUGAAUGCCGCCUUGUCGGUGGUUAUCAACGAGAAGGUGGUGCGCAAAAGUCAGUCAAUCAACGAGGAUUGCGAGCUAACGGUGGCACCCUCAAAACGACCCUGUGUGCGAAACUCCUUCAAAAUAGUCAGUGGAGAUGGUCGGGAUCGCACCGGGGAGAACAUCAAGUACGGACAGCGAUUCCAGCUGCAGUGCAUGGCCUCGGAACAGGAUCCCAUCGUCCUGUACAGUGGGCCCAAGCGGUGCAAUCUGCAGCAGGGCGUCAAUGCCACCUAUUUGUCCCACAAAAACGGGGAGCUCAACCUCAACUUGGGACUUGUGCAUCGCAGCAAAAUCAACUGUCCCGACAACGAUAUCCCCUUGGCCUAUACGAACUGGUUCUGCAGACACGUUGAUCCAAAACAGCGUUUUGAAAGCGAAGGAGAAGAUAUACCUAGCAAUACCCCCUUGGUGAUUGUGCACGGAACUACAAAUCGAAAUCUAGCUGCCGAAAAUGUUUUAAUACAAACUCUUUUUGGCCCGGAGUUCCUGGUAUCCGUACAGAACUAUCGCAAUAUCUAUAAGCACGAGAUCUGGAAGAACGUUUGGAUGAUCAGCAAUGGACAUCAGACUGGCUCAAAAUCUUCAAAUUCCUCGUCUCACUGAGUUCUUAAUGCUGCAAAGGCCCACGAAAUUACAUAUUCCUAAAAAACAAGGCCCAGCAACUAUGUGGUGUGUGAACUUGAUUUUUAGGCGGCAAAAAUUUAAAUUUCGCACAUAAACUUUGACGAGUUGAGCCCCUGCUGUUUGACCUAGAUAGAAAUUGGCAUUUGGCGGGUUAAUUUAAAGAGAAAAAAAACUGGGACGGUACUUAAGAUAAUUGGUAAAGGCGUAUUACGCAUUGGAAUGGCUUGUAAUGUAUCAAUUCAGAAUCAAG
Molecule: messenger RNA, 1439 nt
Organism: Drosophila suzukii
Lineage: Eukaryota; Metazoa; Arthropoda; Insecta; Diptera; Drosophilidae
Product: cilia- and flagella-associated protein 161
Biological process (GO): cilium assembly
Cellular component (GO): motile cilium
Source: RefSeq, a predicted model, not a curated record